AUCUCAAAAGACUGUUGGCGUAGAACCUGACUAUGAUAAGCAUCUGGCAACGCUAUUUCUUGUUGAUGCAACACAUUUUCGGAAAAACUUAUAAAAUAUCUCUAUAGUUAAGUGAAAACCUGCAAUGCUGGGCCUAAAAUCAGUCUCACAGCUUUUCAAGCAAACCCUGACAGCGGGCAACAUAGCAGCAGUCAACACAGCCGGCCUGAAAUACUUCGCCCCGCCCAUUAAAUAUCAGAAUGUGGAGCAGCCGGAGCGACCCAAGCUGAGGAUCAUGGAGCGCCAGCCGCAGUUGCCGCCGAACAUUCGUCCGCCCAAGAUGCAGAAAAGGCUGCGCUACAUGCGCGGUCCGGAGAAGGUGCACAAUACCCUGCUCCACAAACAGUACGCGAUCGUGGCCACCGGCGGCGGCCGCCUGCGCUGGGGCCACUACGAGAUGAUGCGCCUGACCAUUGGACGGAAGAUGAACGUGGCCACCAUGUUCGCCACCUGGCGCGUUCCGGCUCCUUGGCAGCCGAUUACCAAGAAGGGCCAGGGCCAGCGCAUGGGCGGCGGCAAGGGGGCCAUCGACCACUACGUGACCCCCAUCAAGGCCGGCCGCGUCAUUGUCGAAAUCGCCGGCAAGUGCGAGUUCGUCGAGGUCAAGCAGUUCCUGCAGCAGGUGGCCAACCAGCUGCCCUUCCAGGCCGCCGUCGUCUCCCAGGAAAUGCUCGACGAGCAGCGGGUCGCCGACGAGGAGCACGCCCUCCAAAACGAGAACCCUUUCACCAUGAAGUACGUCAUCCAGAACAACCUCAGCGGCUGCCAUCGGUGGCUCUCACCCGUGGACCACAAGUGGUUUGGCAAACACCUGUAAAUGAACACUUCCCCCGCAAAUAAAGCAAUACCUGUUAAUCUGUUA
Molecule: messenger RNA, 901 nt
Organism: Drosophila rhopaloa
Lineage: Eukaryota; Metazoa; Arthropoda; Insecta; Diptera; Drosophilidae
Gene: mRpL16
Product: 39S ribosomal protein L16, mitochondrial
Exons: 3
Coding region: 125-856 (243 amino acids)
Biological process (GO): mitochondrial translation
Cellular component (GO): ribosome; mitochondrial large ribosomal subunit
Molecular function (GO): rRNA binding; structural constituent of ribosome
Source: RefSeq, a predicted model, not a curated record